UCAUCCGACAUUGACAGUGAGUGGCGGCAUUUGGAACGGUUAACAUGUGCUGCCUGUCGUCGAUCCGUCGUUCGAGUCUCGUCCUUGUCGUUGCGCCGUCGGGUUGCCUCCGUUGAAUCCGGUGUACUGUGAAUCCCCUUUUGUGAUGAGUGCGAGGUAUCCUUGUAAGGAUUUUAUAACGAUUUGUCGUGUUGAAAGCGGUGUUUCGAAAAACAGUGCUAAUGAAACCCCACCGGACCAAUUACAUACAAGCCCUGAAGAAAUCGUGACAUUGUAGUGCUGCUGUUUACCAUGUCGAAUCAACAGGACCAAAGCGAGGACUAAUAUUCCAUUUUUUCUGUUUUGACCAUCACCAAGGCACAAACCACGCGAACGCAUCAUGCAUGUUGUACAUACAUGUUGGCAUUCGUUGAGUUCAGGACAACAGCAUUAUCAUGAUGGCUAAUUAUGAUGUUGUCCGUUUAGAGACGUCUCCUCGGUCUAACGAGUGUGGAACAUAACAAUUCUGUGCUCAUGAACAAAGCUAAUGGCGAUGUCCUGGAAUGAAAUCUAAGUUAACCAUUACUUAGCUCAACUUGCACGACCUUCAAUACUCUUCGGAAAGUUCGAUUAGGGGUAUCCUGUAAACAUAGUUUGGACAUAUUUACUGAAUCCUGAACAUAAUUUAGCUACUACAGCUCUUCAUUCAUUGGAAGUGGUAAAUGUAUGUGUUAACCAAGGUGUCAAAAUCCAAAAGCAAAAAUACAGAUUGAGAUCUAAAAAAUAUUCAUCCGGAAGAUUUGCGAUAAAAAGUGAACAAAAAUAAAUUAUAUGUGAUCCAAGAAGUUAUCACAAAUCAUAGAAACACGAAUGGAUAAUGGGUAUUUGUUUGGAUACAGACAAAAGCAACACUACACAGGAGGUGGACGAGUCAGACUGGAAAGGCGGCGGAAGAGGCGGCGACACACGUUCGGCCAUCGUUCGCUCGCCGACUCUCGGUGGGGGCAGUCCGAUCAACGCCGGCGCCGGAAUGCACAACACCGGCAAAGUCAAAUUCGACCCGCCAAAGGUCCCGGUCAUCUUCGUGCUCGGUGGCCCCGGUAGUGGCAAAGUGACCCACUGCGACACGCUGAUGCAGGAGCGCCGAGGGGUCACCCACAUCAACAUGAUGGACCUGCUACAGCAGUACGCCAUCGGAAACGAUAUGCAGGACUUCUCCCAGCUAUCAUCCAGAACUGUAACGGAGGUGUUAAUGCUCGAAAUGAAAAUGUCCCCAGCUGCCAAAACCUACCUGGUCUCCGGGUAUCCACGUUCCAUGCGGGACGUGGUGGAAUACUCCGAAAAGAUCCAAGUGAUCAACGGUGUGAUAUUGAUAUCCUGGCGCCAGACAAUCCUUCAGCGCCAGAUAGACUACGGUGCCAAGCUAGGCCACGUGGUCUUGUCGCUCGCCAAGAUGGAGCUGGAGAACUUCUUCAAGAAUGUCAUGCCCGUGGCGGACUAUUUCGACCAGAGCGAUAUGCUCAUUGCGAUCAACGGAGAACGCGCCCCCUCCGAGGUGUACAAAGACUUCCGGUCGGCCGUGCUCGACAUUCUCGGGGCACAGGAGAACCAGGAAGCGCUGCUGAAUGGAGUCGCAGGUAUGGGUAGGGGCGUAGACGACAUUCCCGGCAGUAUAGUUAGCGUAGACACGGCACCUAGUCAAAAUAAAGUCAUUGCAGCUUCGGCCAGGGCGGCACAUCAAGUAGAAAUCAAUAAUCGCAAUCGGUCCCCGUCGCCACCACCAGCUCUACCAACAUCUCCAGCAGCAAUGGCCGGAAAUGCAGCUGCUGCUGCCCAAUUGAUACGGCAACAACAACCACGUGCUAGUUUAGGAGUUCCAGCACCCGCAGCACCUCGCCAGGACAUUCCCGUCCAGCAUGGGACUUCUCUGAGGCCCGGACAGAUUCCACCAAUCAUUUGGGUUAUCGGUGGGCCCGGCAGCAAUAAGGCGACGCUUUGCUUGAAAACGGUCGGAAUCAAUCCUGGGUGGGGUCACUUUAGCGUGGGGCGUUUAUUGCGAGCCAUAGCUGAAUCGGAUCCACGGGUCGGGACAGAUAAUUACGCCGUCAAGGAAGCAAUUACGGCCGGUGAAAUGGUUCCUAAGAAAUCGAUAGAACAGUUGAUCGAAAAUCAACUGGCUCAGCUGAGCGACAAACGGGGCGUCAUCAUCGACGGGUAUCCAAGGGAUAUGAAACAAGUGCGGGAUUUCGAACAGAAGUACCACCAAUCGCCGCCCAUAAUCCUCCUGGACUGUUCGAAACUUCAGCUCGGCCGGGGCCGACUGGACGAUACCGUAUCUUCCUUCCGACGGCGGUUAGAGCUGUUCCGCGAACUAACCCUCCCAAUGCUCAAGGAAAUGGACACCGCUGGCCGGUUGACCAUCGUCGACGGUGACACCGACAGCCCAACUGUGCAGCGGGAAUUCGAACGCAUCGUUCGGGACAACAUCCAGAAAGUUCUGAGCGAGACCAACAGGGAUAUUACACCGGUCAAAAUCGGCACUUUCAAGAAUGCCAUUCAGCAGGGUCGCAAUUCGGCGGCUCAGAAGAACGCCGACGCAAUCGUUCAUGACUUGGACGCAGACGUUCCGGGGGUCGUUCCAACCAUCAGCCAUCACGUGAGUUUGGCCAACGGUCAUUUGGGAGGGGCAGUCGCGGCCGGUGGAGCUACUCGGAAUGGAUUCAUACCGAAUGGGCGACCCAAUUUCCGAAACAUGCUACAGGAAGCGGAUAGCUUUGAUUCUCACAUGUAGAAGAUCACCCAUUCAAGUAGGCCAGAACCAAGGUGUAGCAGCCAUAGUUAAUAAGUACAAAAUAUUGCUCGUUACUGUACCGGUAUCGAUUUGGAUACCUUCACCGAAUCAAAUAAUCAGAGAGUAUAAAACCAUAGCUUUAAAACGGUUCGAGAAGGUUUAUUGAAGAUUAAGUGAAUAUUUUUAAAUUGGCUUAGUGCCAAAUGUUGUUAUGGCAUUUUUUGAUUACUGAAUAAACUAAUAGCAAUUAAUGUGAAUAAGUAUAUCAUCGACAGGAAAAAAAAUAAACGUGCAGUGUAAUAAAAACGAUAAAUACCUAAUAAACAUUUUAAGUUAUGAACAACAUUAGGUUUUGGACGUAGAGCUUUAAUGCUGAUACUUUUAGAUCACUUUAUCAUUAUGGAAAACAAGCAUAAUAAAGUUUAUUCAGUGAAGCUGUUUUGCUGAGA
Aedes aegypti (yellow fever mosquito) is the source of this 3219-nucleotide messenger RNA. RefSeq names its product adenylate kinase isoenzyme 5. The record is from RefSeq and is a predicted model, not a curated record. The coding region runs from base 857 to 2770 and encodes 637 amino acids. NCBI's taxonomy places the organism in Eukaryota, Metazoa, Arthropoda, Insecta, Diptera, Culicidae. Gene Ontology annotation, cellular component: cytosol; cytoplasm. The transcript has 9 exons. Gene Ontology annotation, biological process: nucleoside triphosphate biosynthetic process. Gene Ontology annotation, molecular function: ATP binding; AMP kinase activity.